AUUGUCAAGAUUAACUUAGUUGCAUUAUUGAUUAGUGAUUACCCUCUUCCAAAUGAUCAACACUACCUGAAUUCACGUUCAGAGUUUUAAUUAUUCAAACCUGAAAAAGAUGAGAACUCUGUAUAUUCUCACAUCUUUAUGGAUACUCGUUUCACAAAACUUGCAAACUUCCAUGUGUAUAGAUACCUUGAAACCCAACCAAAACUUCACUGAGGGCUUGACCUUAAUCUCCUCCAACCAAAGAUUUGAAUUUGGCUUCUUCACUCCUGGUAAUGGUUCUUCUGGUUCUCGAUAUCUUGGAAUUUGGUAUCAUAAUCUUCCUCUCACAGUGGUUUGGGUGGCUAAUAGAAACAACCCUGUUCGUGAUUUACCUGGAAAGGUAGUUUUACUCGAAAAUGGAGUUUUAAUCCUUUAUAAUCACUCAUUGGCUACUGUUUGGUCAACCAAUAACUUACCCAUCAAAAGUACUUUCAGUCCCGUUCUUCAGUUAUCAAACUCCGGUAAUCUUGUAAUUAGAGAUGAUGGGAGAAACAACACCAUUUUCUGGGAGAGCUUUGAUUUUCCAACUGACACAGUUUUAUCAGAUUUGAAACUGGGGUGGAAGUUAGACGUUGGAUUACAAAGGUUGAUUAGAUCUUGGAAAAGCAUUGAAGAUCCUUCAGAUGGUGAGUAUACGUUUAGUCUUGAUCCACCGGAAGCACCACAACUUGUUCUUCGAAGUGGUUCACGAAAACUUUUCAGAUGGGGUCCGUUUGAUGGGACCUCGUUUAGUGGUAGCACUACCUUGACUAUAAAUCCAUUGUUCCAGUCUACAUAUGUUUCAAAUUCUGUAGAGCUCUACUACCAAUAUGAAAUGUUGGAUGAAUCCGUUUUGUCUAGACUUGUAGUUUCACCCUUGGGUUCUCUUCAGUAUUUUACAUGGAGGGUUAACAUCAGUAAAGAAUGGAACCUUUUGGUAUCAUUCAACACUGAUCCUUGUGAUAGCUAUGGAAAAUGCGGCUAUUAUGGGAUUUGUUAUUCACUAAGUAGUUGCAAGUGUUUGAGUGGGUUUACACCCACUUCGCCACUCGACUGGGGUUUAUUUAGCUACUCAGGUGGGUGUAAAAGGAAACACGAACUGGAAUGUGGACAUGGAGAUGGAUUUGUGAAAUACGAUGGGUUGAAAUUUCCUGAUAAUCCAACUGUUUGGUCAAAUUACACGGAUCAUGAAUGUGGAACAAAAUGUUUGGAAAAUUGUAGUUGUAUGGCUUAUGCUAACGUUAAUGUUUACCGAAAUGGUAGUCUAUGUGUGGUGUGGAUUGGUGAUUUGAUUGAUAUGAAGAUCUUUCCCAAUGGUGGAGAGAAGAUCUACAUACGAAUGGCACGCUCUGAAUUACAAUCCAUUGCUGAUGCUAAGAGGAAACGUGUAACAGUCAAGGUCGUCAGCAUAGUUACAGUCCUUGGAUCGCUGCUUCUAUUCAGUGGUGCAGUAUGGUACCUCAGUUGGAUAACCAGGGUAAAAAGAAAAGAUGGAAUAACUCAGAACUCUAAAGGUCAACGAAGUGGGAGUUUUCAAUACAUGGAAGAUAACCAAGAUGAAGGAUUUCAACUGCCUAUCUAUGAUCUUGAUACCAUUUUACUUGCAUGUAACAAUUUUUCUGAGAGAAACAAGAUUGGACAAGGCGGUUUUGGUUCUGUGUAUAAGGGUCAAUUAUCGAAUGGGCAAGAGAUAGCAGUUAAGAGGCUUUUAGAGAAGUCGAUACAAGGCGUUGAAGAAUUAAAGAAUGAAUUAAUUUUGAUCGCAAAGUUACAACAUCGUAACCUUGUCAAACUUUUGGGUUGUUGCAUUGAAGGUGAAGAAACCAUGCUGGUGUACGAGUAUUUGCCUAAUAAAAGCUUAAACAACUUCAUUUAUGAUAAACCUACUCGAAAACAACUUAUUUGGAGGAAGCGUUACCACAUAAUUAAGGGUAUUGCACGAGGUUUACUUUAUCUUCAUCAAGACUCAAGAUUGAGAAUCAUUCAUAGAGAUCUAAAAACAAGCAACAUAUUACUGGACAGCGAGUUGAAUCCGAAAAUAUCAGACUUUGGCAUUGCUCGUAUAUUCGGAUCAGACCAAAAACAAGACAUGACAAAGAGAAUAAUAGGGACUUACGGUUAUAUGUCUCCAGAAUAUGCAAUGAGUGGUCAUUAUUCAGUGAAAUCAGAUGUUUACAGCUUUGGUGUUAUUGUGUUGGAAAUUAUAAGCAGCCAGAAGAAUUGGUCCUUUGAUCAUCCUGAUCACGAUCUUAACCUUUUAGGACAUGCAUGGAUGCUUUGGAACAAAAGACAACCCUUAGAUAUACUAGACCCAACUAUACAAGAUCCAUCUUGUGGGGAUCAAAUUAUAAGAUGCAUCCAUGUUGCCCUUUUGUGUGUGCAACAAUAUCCUGAAGACAGGCCAAAAAUGUCCACAGUCUACGCCAUGUUGAGUUAUGAAGACAUAGAGCUACCCGAACCUAAGGAACCCGGGUUUUGCAGGGAGACUUAUAAAAAGAAGUGUGAUACAUCAGUUAGCGAUUUAACUUCUGUUAAUGAAGUUACUAUGACGACAUUGGGUGGACGUUAA
This is a messenger RNA of Lactuca virosa, 2587 nucleotides long. The record is from the annotation of a GenBank genome assembly. Lineage: Eukaryota; Viridiplantae; Streptophyta; Magnoliopsida; Asterales; Asteraceae.